AGGAAUCAGCACAUUUGCCAUGCUAAAUGGCACUCUGCCCUUCACUGUGGAGCCAUUUAACAUCAAGCAACUUCAUCUCAAGAUGGUUAAUGGAGAAAUGAAUCCCAUCUCUUCCAACAUUUCCUCUGGAGCUGUUCAUUUCAUGCACUCUUUGCUUGAACCUGAUCCAGGGAAGCGACCUACUGUUAAAGAGGCAAUGAAAGAGAAAUGGCUAAAUGAUAAUAAUAUCAACAAACCACCAAAUCUGUUCAUGUAUAGAAAUAGGCUUCACCCCAAUGAAUUGAAUCCUGUUGUUUUGAGUUACAUGACAGAAACAAUGGAGUUCAACCUUUCAGAUGUUGUGACUGUCUUGAUUAAAAACAAGCCAUCUUCUAUCAUGGCUACGUAUUACUUAUUGCUGAAGAAAUUAAUUAGGUAUCAGAUGGCACACAAGACAGAAAAGAAAGAACAUGAACCAGAAAAGUUUCAUGGUGAACAUCCUGGAAGCAUAAGUCAAGAUGCAGGUGUUCCGGUUUUUCAGAAGACAAAAAUGGUUAUAGCAGAAAAAUGGAAAAGUGGCAACAAUGAAGCAGAAAUGCCAUAUGCUACCAAGGAAGAUGAAGUUGCAGUUAUUCUUGAAAAUCAAGAAAUCUUACCAGAAGUUUCCAAGUUUGCAGGCAGAGAAUUGAUUUAUCUUGAUCUCCCUAAAUCUCCACAUAAUUCAUGUGGGUCAUUCAAUCAGACACAACUUGAACCACGGGAAAAUGAAGAAGAUGUUAAAAAUUGGACAGAAGUAAGAAAAUUGUAUUUAUCAGAAAAGCCACCUUCUGCUUUAAGAAAUAACCCAAUAUAUGCUGUGAAUCAUGAGGCUGAGAAGUCCUCCGUAUCACAUAUAUGUAGACUAACGCCAAGAUCAACAAAUGAAAACAGAAUAGUAGAUCAAGAUCCUGUGGUUUUUCCUGACACAAAAAUCAAAGAUCUCCUGAAAGCAAUGAAUGAGAACCUUCUAGCUCCAAAGUGGCAGCAUCAAGAAAGAAAAAGUUCUGCUUUUCUGGUUAUGGAAACACCACAACUCUCACCUUUACCAAGAUUGAAACAAGGUGCUACAAAGGAUCCCGUUAUAAAAAAGUUCUCAUGGUUGGAACGAUCACAGCAGGAGUCCACUGGCUCACCUUUUUUUGUUAGUGUUUCAAGACCACCAGUUUUCCCAGUGCCACAGGAACAUACUUCUAUGGUAAGAAGUUUGAGGCAAUCUAAAGAAAAGUCCAAUGACUUUUUUAAAAAUGAUAAAAUUAAAAGGAAUGUUCAACUCAAAUACACACCUAAGGAUGCAGACUUAAAUCUUCCCACAUUAUCUCCACCAUAUCAGACAACAUCAGGGAAAAAGUCUGAGAUGUUAAGGUUAGAUUUUGCAUGA
Python bivittatus (Burmese python) is the source of this 1396-nucleotide messenger RNA. NCBI's taxonomy places the organism in Eukaryota, Metazoa, Chordata, Lepidosauria, Squamata, Pythonidae. The record is from RefSeq and is a predicted model, not a curated record.